Molecule: messenger RNA, 876 nt
Organism: Oikopleura dioica
Lineage: Eukaryota; Metazoa; Chordata; Appendicularia; Copelata; Oikopleuridae
Source: the annotation of a GenBank genome assembly
AUGAAGACUUCCGCUCUCCUCGUUGUUCUCACGGGCGCAAGUCGGCAGAGAAGAGCGACGGAUUUCUACGGCGAUGCUUUAGAGUUGAACCGCUUUUAUGACGAAACUGCAAGCCAACUUGAUGGAGCAUAUGGUUGCUUUUGCAACUUUAUACAGGGUGAUCGUCAAUUCUCCCAGCCAGGAUUUGGGUCACGACCACUAGAUGCGUCCGAUGCAGUUUGCAAGGCUCACAAAGAUUGUCUCGCAUGUGUGCGAGAAGAGUUCGGAGAAGAAUGCAUUCCAGAGGGCUUCGACAUGCGAUACACUCACGAGGAUGGACAAUGCACGAAUGAACAAGGAACGUGCAAACGCGCCUUGUGCGAAUGUCAAAAACAAUUUGCCAUCGACCAUGCAAAAGUCAAGGACACUAAAAAUAACGGUCCCUUUCACUGGUUUAUCGACGGUGGUAUUGGGCCAGCUCCUUUCCAGAAUGAAAUUUGCCCAAAUGCUUGUCCGACAAAAGAUCUCCUUAUUGCCAGCUCAACUACUUCUCUCUCGGGUUCCCGAUUUUCCUUGCAUUCCGAAUUCUACAAUAACAAUCAUUGCUUCGAAAACACUCAAUCUGGCGUGAUGAUUAGGUUCAGCGGGGAGAACUGGCAAAUUGUCGCCGACGAUGUCGUCCUAUUUGAAGCCAAAGAUUCUUUCUCGUGUCCUGACAAAAUCUCAAAAUGGCUAGAUAGUGACGGCAUAUCUCAGACCAUUCGAUUCGCAUCAGGAACAGCUAGCCCUGGCGAAAAACGAUGCUGCAAGAACAACGAUGGCGGAUUCAAACUUUUCAAUGACGGCAAUCAACAAUGCUGUGAUGAUGGGUCCGUUAAACCAAUCGGAAAUUGCUAA